Prunus armeniaca (apricot) is the source of this 195-nucleotide messenger RNA. NCBI's taxonomy places the organism in Eukaryota, Viridiplantae, Streptophyta, Magnoliopsida, Rosales, Rosaceae. The record is from the annotation of a GenBank genome assembly.
AUGGCGCUUGUGAGGCAUGGAAGAAACGAGAAAUAUUUUUUGGGCUUCCCAACUGCAUCUAGGCUUCUUUCUUUGAGUUGGGCUCCUAAUGAUUCUAAUCCCGAUGUUGAUCCGACACAACUUACCGGUGAUAGUCACAACACCAAGAGCUUUCAAGGGAGGCAGACAUGUAUAUAUAGUGGAGUAGGCUUUUAA